AUGGCCCGCCACGAGAGCACCGGCCCCUGGGGCCUAGAGCUGUUCGAGGCCAUCGCCAUCUUCGUCGCCGGGAUCGGCAUGGCCGCCCUGGCCAUAGACGGCUACUGGAGGAACCCCAGCGUCAUCAUCAUCCUCCUAGGUGGUGCCCCCACCAUCGUAUUCUUCGCGAUCGCUGCACGCGUGUGCACAGCUGCCCUUCGCAAAAGGAGAGACGCCCACGGCGCCGGUGGCAACGACGGCGGCGACGUGGAAAGAGGCUUGGACACCGUUGCCGGCCGUCAUCAGCUCGAGCCCGUCGUCUGCCGUUUGCCGCCAACUGCGCUCGCCCAACUCCACGCCAUCUACGCGGAACGGGCACGCUCAGCUCAGGGCGCCGACGACCUCGAGGAAUGCGUCGUCUGCCUCGGCGAAGUGGGGAAAGGAGAGGAAAUGAGGCGGCUGCCGGUCUGCCGGCACGUGUUCCACAAGCAAUGCAUCGAGCGGUGGCUGAUCGAGCGCUCGACGUGCCCGGUAUGUCGUCGCAUCGUGCUCCGCGAGUGCCCGAACACCUGA
Aegilops tauschii subsp. strangulata is the source of this 552-nucleotide messenger RNA. The record is from RefSeq and is a predicted model, not a curated record. NCBI's taxonomy places the organism in Eukaryota, Viridiplantae, Streptophyta, Magnoliopsida, Poales, Poaceae.